UCAGUAAAUUUCAAUUGACAAAUUUCUUUAUAAUAUUUUGUCAACUGUUUUGCAGUAUUUGCAAAAUUCCAAUAGCUGUAAAUAAAUAACAGAAAAAAGGAAAACAGAUUAAACAUAAGUUUUAAGAGCCUUUAUUUGCGAAAUGGGUGUACCAAAGUUUUUUCGUUACGUCAGUGAACGUUAUCCUUGCCUGAGUGAAUUAGCCCGGGAGCAAAGGAUCCCACAAUUUGACAAUUUGUAUUUAGAUAUGAAUGGCAUCAUACACAACUGUUCUCAUCCCGACGAUUCCAAUAUACACUUUAAUAUCACUGAGGAGGAAAUGUUUAGGGAUAUGUUUAACUAUGUGGAUAAAUUGUUCUUCCUAAUAAAACCUCGAAAACUAUUUUUCAUGGCCGUAGAUGGUGUUGCACCGCGAGCUAAAAUGAAUCAACAACGUAGUCGGCGUUUUCGUUCAGCUAAAGAAGCAGAAAUUUUAGAAAAGCAGGCAUUGUGUCGCGGUGAGGUCCGGGCACAUGAACGUUUUGAUAGCAAUUGCAUUACACCAGGUACUGAAUUCAUGGACCGCUUACAUGAAGCACUGCGUUAUUUCAUAAAGAGUAAGAUCAGUUCAGAUCCUUUGUGGCAAAAAUGCCGCGUAAUACUCAGUGGGCAAGAUUUUCCUGGCGAAGGUGAACACAAAAUCAUGGAUUAUAUACGUUAUUUAAAAUCGCAAGCAGACUUCAACCCAAAUACUCGUCACUGUUUAUACGGGCUUGAUGCCGAUUUAAUUAUUUUGGGCUUGUGUACCCACGAACUUCAUUUUGUGGUAUUGCGUGAAGAAGUAAAAUUUGGAAAAAAAUCGAAACGCACAUCAGUUGAAGAGACACGUUUCUUUUUAUUGCAUUUGGGGCUACUGCGUGAAUACUUAGAGCUGGAAUUUAAUGAACUGAAGCAUUACCCAAGCUAUGACAUCGCUCAGCUAAUUGACGAUUGGGUUCUUAUGGGAUUUAUGGUGGGCAACGAUUUCAUACCGCAUUUACCCUGCUUACACAUAUCAACUAAUGCACUGCCUCUUCUUUAUAAAACUUAUAUAAAAGUUUAUCCUACAUUGAAGGGUAAUAUUAACGAAAAUGGUAAACUAAAUCUUGAACGUUUGGAGAAAUAUUUUGCCGCUCUUACUGAAGUUGAGUUUGAUAUAUUUCAAGAAAAUCAUGCUGAUCUUAAAUAUUUUGAAGCUAAGCAAUCAAAGAAUGGUACUGAGGAAGCUUUUGAUUUUGAUGUUAACGAAAUUAAUAUGGAAAACACUGAUCACGAUUUAGCAGCCCUCAUCGAAAAUAGUAGAAAGUUUUUAGGAGAUGAAGAUGAUUUAUCUGAUAACGAUGGACAACAUAUAUUUAAAGAAUUUGAAAAUUAUAAGCGAAAUUAUUACAUGAACAAGUUAAAUAAAGACAAUGUGAACGGGGAACUUAAACGGGAACAGGCUAUUUGCUAUAUAACCGCCUUGCAAUGGGUUCUGGAUUAUUAUUAUCGGGGCGUCCAGUCUUGGGAUUGGUAUUACCCUCACCAUUACGCCCCUUUCAUUAGCGAUUUAAAAGACUUUAAAGAUCACAAAAUAGAAUUUAACAUGGGAGCACCGUUUUUACCUUUUCAGCAGUUAUUGGCUGUUUUGCCGGCAGCUAGUAAAAAUUUAUUGCCACCCGCUUAUCGUGAUUUAAUGACUAACGCUAACAGUGAGGUGAUACAUUUUUACCCAGAAAAUUUCGAAACUGAUUUGAACGGGAAACAACGCGAAUGGGAGGCAGUUGUCUUAAUACCAUUUAUUGAUGAGAAAGUUUUACUCCAUGCCAUGGAAGCCUGUGAUAAACAUUUAACUGCAGUUGAAAGGAAGCGAAACCAACAUGGACCUAUGCUACAAUAUGACUAUCAUCCUGAUUCGCAAGGCCAAAUACAGGGCACUCAGUCAUUGAAAGUUUUGUAUAACGUCUUUUGCACGGAAAAACCAUUUUGGUCCAAAGAUAUAGCGGUUUCAUCUUCAGAUACUGUGUGCAUUGAUUUACCAAACGCUGCUCGUUCUGUGUUCUUCCCCGGCUUUCCCACCAUGAAACAUUUAGAUUUUGACUUUGAGCUGAAAUACGCACGCGCAAAAGUGUUCGACUGUCCCAGUCGUAGCGAGAAUAUGAUUUUGAAGCCUAAACCCCGAAAGGCAUUAAGUGACGUUUUUGCAGUGGCCGAAAAGUACCUCAACCAAGUAGUGUAUGUCGGAUGGCCACAUCUGAAUAAAGCAAAGGUUGUUGCUGUUUCGAGUAGAGAGAAGUACAUUGAUGUCGAUGGCAUCAAAGAGAUGGAAUCUAAAGUAUUCGAUGGAAACAUUAGAGCUGCAAAUGAACACUUAACCACUCGUAUGGGUAUAGAAAUAAAUGAUCUUAAUGUUAUGAUUCACGUUCGCACUUUUGCCGGUUCUUCAGUAGUAUGCGGCAGUCAAGGGAAGGUUUCCACAAACGAAAUUUGGAACGAAAAAAUCACUAUUUAUCCUGCACAGGGCUUAGUCUCGCAAAUAGCGGUGCAACAUCCUCUCAAUAAUCAAUUUAAGCACAUAGAGCAAUUGUUUCCGGAAAAUAGUAGAAUAUUUUUCAUAGGAAACCCUUAUUACGGCAGCGAAGGAAUUGUUAUGAACCCAAUGCUGGUGUAUGAAUGUGGUAGACUUAAAGUAAAUAUAACUGUCUUGCCGGAACCCAACUUUGCGGCAGCUAAAUACGUGGAAAGUCAAUUAGAGAAAGAUUAUAUUGUUUCCUCUCAAGCGUCUAUUCAACUUGGAAUAAAUCCCAAGUGUUUGGUACGCCUUACCGGCAAUUUGUCAGUUGCACAUGGGGUUAGACGUUUGAAAGGAGAUGUUCCAGAAACUUCCGUCAAAUACCAGAUUGGUCUGCAAUUUAAAAAUAUUAAAGAUCGGGAAGAAUUGGCCGGUUAUGCUACACGUGUUGACGGUCAAUGGUUUUUCUCUUCCAAAGCUUUAGCUCUUAUACAAGCAUAUUGCUCUCAAUUCCCUCUAGUCGUAGAAUACCUGAGCAGAUAUUCUGAACGCUCAGAGGAAAUAUUUGCCGGUGAUAUAUUCCCUGGGGCAACUGCACAGAAAAAAAUAGAUGAAAUUACUGCAUGGCUUAAACAGCAAGAUCAUGUAAAAGCAGAAAAGGUUCCUUGGGGUUCUAAAACUUUGAAAAAAGAAACUGUUGAGGGGAUACUUUGUGCUAUAGAACAAUUAAAGACUUUACCUGUCAAGACUGUUAAAUUACAGGUUAAACCCCAUUUAUUACUUAAGCCUGAUAUAAGCCUACCUGAAGCGUACAAAGCUAAACGUCCCAUUAAAUUAUUUGAUCGAGUAGUAGUUGUAAAGACUACUUAUUUGGUGCCCCUCGGCGCUAAAGGUACUGUAAUUGGUGUUUAUCCAAUAACUGAUCCCAAUCCGGUACGUUUUGAAUGUGUUAAGGCUGUAGAUUAUUUCUAUGAAAUACUCUUUGACAAAAAUUUACCAAGCGGUAACGAUAUAUAUGGCAUAGCUCAGCGGCGUGUGCAUAGAGUAGCUGAAUCGUCUGUACUUUUAAUCGCACAGGACAAUAUUGGAGAAAAUGAAACAGGAGCAACGCCCAAACUCAUUAAUCGCAGGGAUAAAACGCUUCAAAAAGCAAACAUUAUGACAGCUGCUAUAAGUGGAAAUAAUAUUGAACUGAAUACCGAUAAUAAUAUUAAAAAGAACGGCAAUGCAAGUGCAUCUAAAAUUACUACUGUAACAAAAAGUACUGAUGACUUUUGGACACCUUCGUCAGAUACGAAAUUAAAAUGCAACGUAGCGCAAACUGCGUUUUUGGAUCAUACGGCUGUCAACAAGAAGCUAACUGAAGGGGUGCCAGGGGAAAUGGGUAAACAACUAAUUAGCCACACAGAAACCCAGGCCCUAAAAGAUCUUUUAGGCCUAAUACCAAAUAAAGACAAAAGGAGUAACCCACCUGCCCUUAAUAUCGUAUCUCCAAACAAUCCUAAUAAACAGCAACUACCUCAACCGCCUUCUUAUUGGCGUUUAGAUGCUCAAGCUGUUAAUGCGUCAACAUCACAGUCGAAUACUCAAAUACCAUAUCAAUAUCAUCGUAACUUUCCACCACCGACCCAUCCAAAAGUACCACAAAUUGCUAUACCUUUCAAUUACGCUCUAAUACCUCCAACAAAUGCCAUGCCAGCAUCUAACCGCAAUUUCAACCUGCGUUUCCCUCUAAUGCCUGCACCUUCUCUACAACAAUACUAUCAGGUACUUAUAAAGGUAUUAAGAAACAAACUGACUAUACUUAGCUUU
Messenger RNA from Glossina fuscipes, 4321 nucleotides. RefSeq names its product 5'-3' exoribonuclease 1 (gene pcm). Gene Ontology annotation, biological process: rRNA catabolic process; nuclear-transcribed mRNA catabolic process. Gene Ontology annotation, cellular component: nucleus. The annotation marks the transcript as partial. The transcript is spliced from 16 exons. The record is from RefSeq and is a predicted model, not a curated record. Gene Ontology annotation, molecular function: RNA binding; 5'-3' RNA exonuclease activity. NCBI's taxonomy places the organism in Eukaryota, Metazoa, Arthropoda, Insecta, Diptera, Glossinidae.